This is a messenger RNA of Camellia sinensis, 1558 nucleotides long. The record is from RefSeq and is a predicted model, not a curated record. Lineage: Eukaryota; Viridiplantae; Streptophyta; Magnoliopsida; Ericales; Theaceae.
AUGGUGCCACCAACUGGUGUGCCACAACAACCUGCUACGGUUGCCCCGCCUGCCCCUGGUGAUGGUGAUGUUGAUGGUGAUGACGAUGAUCCAAAAGGCUUCCCAUCUGGGAUGGGUCAUGACCGAGGUAAACCCCUCCCUGGUACCCCUAUUCUUCCAUCAUUUUCUUCCUUCAUCUCUUCCGUUGUUAGUAGUAGUGGUAACAACAACACUACUACUGGACGUGGCAGAGCCCCUGCCCCUCCUUCGCAAUCUGAGCAUGAGCUUAAGAGACCCAUUUUCUUUAGCAAAGAAGACGCGACUGAUUUGACCACUCCCUCUAAAAUCCAAAUUGGAAAUUCCCUAGACAGCAACCUCCCCUCCAGUAUUUUAUCUGCCUUGUCUAGUGCCGGCCGUGGAAAGCCCCUCGCUAAACAAUUGCUUCCCGACGACAUGCCUAAGGAAGAAAAUCGCCACCUCAGGUCCCGUCAUACUGCUAUAGGGAGAGGCCAAGUAUCCACUAACACUAAGAGCAGUGCAACCCCAAAGUUGAGCCGCGAGGACGCUGUGAAGAAGGCUGUGGGGAUAUUGUCGAGAGGCGGCGUUGAUGUGGCAGACAAAGUAGAGGACGGUGGGACGGGAAGAGGCAGUUUUAGAGGGAGAGGCACUCGUGGCGGUGGUGGCCGAGGGAGGGGCUGGAGAGGUAGAGGAAGAGGCGCAGGAAGAGGAGGCCGUGGGGUUCAAGAUGCGGACGAUGACUAUGGAGCUGGCCUUUAUCUUGGUGACAAUGCUGAUGGUGAGAAAUUGGCUAAGAGGAUUGGGCCCGAGAAUAUGAAUAAAUUGGUGGAAGGAUUCGAAGAGAUGAGCGGUAGUGUGUUGCCUUCUCCUAUGGAUGAUGCCUACUUGGAUGCUCUCCACACUAAUUUCAUGAUUGAAUGCGAACCAGAGUACUUGAUGGAGGAGUUUGGUACAAACCCAGAUAUUGACGAGAAGCCGCCCAUUCCUCUUUGGGAUGCACUUGAGAAGAUGAAGCCAUUCCUAAUGGCUUAUGAGGGAAUUCAGAGCCAAGAAGAGUGGGAGGAAGUUGUGAAAGAAACAAUGGAGAAAGUCCCUGUUAUAAAAGAGCUUGUGGAUCACUACAGUGGACCGGACAGAGUAACUGCUAAGAAACAACAGGAAGAGCUGGAAAGGGUUGCAAAAACUCUUCCUCAAAGUGCAUCUGCUUCAGUUAAGCGUUUUACUGAUCGUGCUAUUCUCUCUCUGCAGAGCAACCCAGGCUGGGGAUUUGAUAGGAAAUGCCAGUUUAUGGAUAAGCUGGUGUGGGAGGUCGCACAGCAUUACAAGUAAGCUUUGGAAUUUGCAGACAGGAGUGAAAUGGAUUCACAAUUUUGAUCAUUGAAGGUGGUUGUCAUUAGGGAAUUUCGAGUGCUGCUGCUGGUUCAUUGAGGAAUAAUUCUAUUCUUACUUUUUCCUUUGUUGAAUACUGAAAUUUUAUUUUGUGUUUGCCCUGUCUGUCUUUUGAGGAGUGAGGAUUUUGUAGUGCAAAUUUGAUGUUGUAAUAAUUUCUGUUAAAAGUCGG